This is a messenger RNA of Cuscuta campestris, 3088 nucleotides long. The record is from the annotation of a GenBank genome assembly. NCBI's taxonomy places the organism in Eukaryota, Viridiplantae, Streptophyta, Magnoliopsida, Solanales, Convolvulaceae.
CUCAAUCUCAUUCAUUCACCACCAAUUCUUGAUAUCCCUAAGCAUAUAUGCCCUGAAAGAACACCUGGUUCUUGUGGUUUGUGGGUCUCUCUUCUUUCUUGAAGUUGGUUCUAGUGAGUUGGUUUUGUCAAAGAAGAGACUUGAAGGACUUCAAAAAGUUGGGAUUUUCAGAUCAGUUGUCACAGUAUGCAGCUUCUCCCAGCAAAAAAGUUGCUUCUGGCUGGUGGCUGGCCAUGGCGGCCACAUUUGUAGUGGCCAGCCUUUUCUUUUUGAACUCCUCAGUCAAGAUUCCAUUUUUAUUCCCAGCUUUUCAGGGGCUUAACAGCUUGGGCAGUAGAAACAGUAGCAGCGAAAGGUCACAUCUUUACUGGCCAUUUUCUUUCUCACCUGUUAGUUCUUGCUGUAGCGGUGCUGGUUCUGGUGAUGGAAGUUUGAUGGAUUCUGAAGGAAGAAGAACAGGAGGUAUUGUAGAUACCCAUUUUGGUAAUUUCACUGAAAAUCCCAAAAAUGAAAGCUUUGACAGUAAAGAAGAGGAAAGUCCACGGAAGAAUUACUCUCAAAUUGGUAGGAGUGAGAGCUUUUCAAAUGUUAUUGAUAAAGGAAUUGUUUCCUUUGAAAUUCGCAAAAAUGAAAGUGUUUCUGGUGAAGGGCAAAAUGGUACAAAUGCUCAAAAUGGGACGGUAGAUUUGUUGAGAAUGGAAAUGAAUUUCUACAAGAAGGAAUGUGAUAUCUAUGAUGGUGAAUGGGUAAGAGAUGACACGAAGCCAUAUUAUCUUUCUGGCUUAUGCCCUUACAUUGAUAGGGAUUUUGAUUGCCACUUCAACAAGAGGCCAGAUGAUGGCUAUAUCAAAUGGAAAUGGCAACCUUAUGCAUGUGACAUCCCAAGCUUCAACUCAACUGAUUUUCUGGAGAAGAUGAGGGGCAAGUCACUGGUCAUCGUAGGCGAUUCAUUAAAUAGGAACAUGUGGGAAUCCCUUGUUUGCAUGCUCCGUGCUGGCGUCCACGACAAGAAUAGAGUUUAUGAGAUUUCAGGGAGGAGCAAGUUUAAAAAGAAGGGCUUUUAUGCAUUCAGAUUUGAGGAUUACAACUGCUCUGUGGACUUUGUUGGUUCUCCAUUUCUUGUCCGAGAAUCCACUUUCAAUGGUGUGAAUGGUUCUUUUGAGACCCUUAGAUUGGAUUUAAUGGACCAGACUACUCCAAUGUACAAUGAUGCAGAUAUUAUGAUAUUCAACACUGGUCAUUGGUGGACUCAUGAGAAAACCUCUAGAGGGGAAGAUUAUUACCAGGAAGGCGAUCACGUGCACACAAGACUGAAGGUUCUUGAAGCAUACAAGAGAGCACUUCACACUUGGGCUAGAUGGGUGGAUAGUAAUGUUGAUCCAAACAGAACUCAGGUUAUUUUCAGAGGAUAUUCCGCAACCCAUUUCAGAGGAGGUCGGUGGAACUCUGGUGGGCAGUGCCACAACGAAACCGAGCCAAUUUUUAACAAAAAGCAAUUGGCAAGAUACCCCUCAAAGAUGAAAGCCCUCGAGCGUGUCAUUCGUGAUAUGAAGACUCCAGUGGUCUAUAUGAACAUCAGUAGGCUUACAGACUACAGAAAAGAUGGUCACCCUUCAGUUUAUAGGGCAGAAGGUCAUAAUGGAGUGCAUGCUCAAGACUGCAGCCACUGGUGCCUGCCCGGAGUGCCCGAUACUUGGAAUGAGUUGCUAUAUGCAUCUCUAUUGAAGAGUGGGCGGGGCUCAUGGGCGAACUGAAUCCUGCCCAACCGAUUCUUGGUCGAACCGGACUGCAACGCAUCACCUGGGGUGUAAAGGGCUGCAAGAAAUGGCGGCAUAUGAAGCAACACUUUCACCUUCUUUAAGAGACUUCAUUUCCAAAUCCCAAAUCUUGUUUAGCUCCAUGUUCUCGUCUAUGAAGGGUGGAUUACUAGGGGGAGGCAAUUCUUCCUCCUGCUUCACGAGCAUACGCCGCACCUCAGACAUUGAUGGCCUUAGUGACGGGACUUCUUGUGUGCAUAAUAGCCCCACAUGAACCACCCUGGAAAUUUCUUGCCUUACAUUCGCAUUGCAGGAGAUCUAGCUAGUCCGAAAUCUGCAAUUUUUGCAUCGAAGUCUGAGUCCAGCAGGAUGUUGCUAGCCUUGAUAUCUCUAUGAAUGAUGCGCGCCUUUGAGUUCUCAUGGAGAAGCUUCUGGAACAGGAUUGAGAAAGUUGGUGUGGGAGUAUCUCAUGAAGCAUCCGGCGUACAACGCACGACCCUCCGACCAAGGCAGACAUUUCAACAUGGAUCUAGAAGCACUCCCCAAACAAGCUUUACAAGCACUGGCAUUCAAAGUCUUCCAGCAUUCUGCCAGCACAUAUGUUGCCUCCUCCACUCCACGCCUCCCAGAAACCGACGAUUCGACGCGGGCAUACCCGUCGUUAUCCGGCGCGACCAAAACCGCCUUCAACACCGCCUUCUUCGUUGCCUCUUGGAACAAAAAACCCUUCCUUUUUUUCUUUCCACAAAUGUGGGAGUCUUCCGGUCCGAGACUUUCUUGGAAGAAGUUAUAGACCUCGGCCCGGAUGAAGCACCCGUCAAGAUAGAUUCUUCCCCCAUUGUGGGGGAAGCACUGAGGCAAAACGGUGCGCGCUUCGGCAUAGCACAAGAGGCAGUCGACUGGGGAGAGAUCACCGUGGCAUUGUGCGAGCCCAUAGAGAGAGUCGUCUUCAGCUCUGGUUUUGAUCAUGGAGGACGCGCCCCACCCUUUGGCUCUCAUUUGGUCGCUGAGGUUUCCCAUUGUCGCGACGAAAGAUUGGAUAGAGACUGUUGCGUUGCGCAUCAGUUGGUCUCUGCAGAUCAUUUUGAUGAUUUGGGAUCGCGGGAAAGCGUCGGAUUGUGGAAGCAAAAGAGCCACCAUUGAAACUAGUAGUAAAGGAACUAAUGAUGAAGUUUUAGUGAAAGGGAUUGUUUGUAUCUUCAUCUUUUCAGCUUAGUUCUUCUUAUUCUGAUUCCCAACUUUUCAAUUAACAACCAAAAAAAUGAAUAUUUUAGAUGAGUGUGUGUAAGAAUUAAUGCAGAAUGGAAGAAUAAUAAUGGUAGAUAAAGGGA